Fukomys damarensis (Damara mole-rat) is the source of this 2909-nucleotide messenger RNA. Its product is annotated as SLAM family member 9. The coding region runs from base 18 to 1091 and encodes 357 amino acids. The transcript is spliced from 6 exons. Lineage: Eukaryota; Metazoa; Chordata; Mammalia; Rodentia; Bathyergidae. The record is from RefSeq and is a predicted model, not a curated record.
AACUGCAGACAGCUGUGAUGGGCCCCCGCCCAGGAGCCCCCUGUCUCUGCUGGGCCUCAUGGCUCCUCGGGGCCAUCGCUUUCCUCAGUGUGUGGAGUUGUUCGGCCCAGGGCUCUGGAGGGCACCGUGCUGGGAAUGAAGACUCUGCAGUCCCUGUUCUUGUGAAGGGGAUCCGAGGAGGUUCUGUCUGUUUCCAUGUGUCCCAGUGGCCAGGACAAGAUCUAGCAGCCACAGUGGAGGAGAUCAUCUGGUCCUUUUCCUCUGAAUCAGAACAAAAAAUGAUGCUGAGAGUCCACAGUGGGACAGAUGCUCCACUGUGGUUCAGUGUACAGGACAAGUACAAAGGAAGGGUCCAAAUGCCCAACGUGACCUCCCUGGAGAUUAGGAACCUGACCCCACAGGACAGUGGGCGGUACAUGGCAUACGUUCUGUCAACUAGCACAGACUUUGUUUACCAGGUUUUCCACCUCAAGGUCUACGAGCCAGUGUCCCCUCCGCAGAUCGUGGCCGAGGCCCUGUCCGUCACAGCAGGCUGGUGCAAUGUCACCCUGGAGUGCAGGCCCACAGGGCCCACAGAGGACCUGAAUGUGACCUGGGAGAGCAAGGGCCUCCCCAGGGAGCUGGAGCAGACGUGGACACCAGGACCGGCCCCCAACCCCUGGACCCAGGCCGUGAGCCUGCCCCUGAGCCAGGCCAGUGGGAGCCUCACCUGUGUGGUCAGCAACCCCGUGGACCAGAACAGAGCCACCUCAGACCUGCGCGACAUCUGUCCACCAGGUGCGUCUGGACGGUCCACAGCUGGCCUCACGGGAGGCUUACUAGGGGGCUUCGUGGCUGUGCUUCUGCUCCUUGGAGCCGGACUGUGUCUGUGGAAGAUCCAGGAGAAGAGGAAGAAGAUGGUGGUGGGAAAAGGAUUGCCUCAGGACCAUGGGGUCUGCAACGAUGAUGUAUUGUAUGCAGAUAUUAUAACACAGAAUCCUCAUGAAGAAAGGAUUGAGAGUAUUGGUGAACAACAUCCAGAAGCACAGGGGGCGCUCAGUAGCGUCUACAGUAAGCUUGUUCUCCCAGGCCAGCCUACGAAGAUGAAUUAAUUGGAGGAAACUGGUGAACCAAACACUCCUCGGACAUUCUCACCUCUGAGCCUGACACCCACAGUCGCCUACUUCCGCCGGCUUUGGGUCAGCUCCAGGUGCCCUGGUCUGUGUCCCCUGACCCGGUGGUCGUCCCUCCCUGAGCACAGUUGGUCCUGUGACUUCUGCCCACAGCUCCCACUGUCCUUGCACACUCAGGUUCCUGGCACCUGACAGCCUGGGUGCUUCCUCAGUCCUGAUGAGGUCCCUGAUCACCUGCUCCUGCAGCGCUCCCAGGAGAGCUCUGCCCGACCCUGCAGGGGAAAUCUCACCUCCACUGCUUGGUCACAAGCCUGUCUUUGGGAACAGGGGCCAGGCAUGGGACCUACGAAGGGGUGUUGACUGUGCCCCAGAGGACAGAGCUCGGAUGGGGUCUGGAUUGCAUGUGGAUGGGGCGCCCAGGUUGGUGGGAGCCCCAGCUUCCUCUCACAGGCUCUUAUAGGCUGUGUGUGUUCGGGGAGUCUCGAUGGCCCCGCCCCCUUCUCUCCUUUCCUGUCCCCCCAUGUCUUGGUCCCGUUUUCAUCUGUAAAAGAUCUAUCUCUCCCUUUCCUAUUAUCUAUCUUUGAUUUUGUUCUUUGUGUAUAUUUUGGGUUUCUAAUAUAAGAAAUGUUAUGGUAUAUUUAAACUUGUGGUUUUUGUUUAUUUAAUCGAGAAGCAAAAAUCCCAGUUUUGCAAAUAGUGGAAUUUGGUCCAGAGGUUUAAUGCCUUCAGCGUUCUCCAGAGUGUGAUUGGUUUGGCACCGCUCUAAGCCCAGUGGUCUGAAUAAGACAGAAGGGGCAGAAAGACGGUGUUACAGGCCCUCUUGCUGCCUUUGCUACCUGGUGCCUGCCGUGUUGUGUCUCGUCUGGGAUGUCUGUUUGCCAUUCCUGUCUUGGUGCCAGCUGACUGUGGCCUGAACCUCUGUGAACUGUGAGCCACGUAAACCUCUUCCCUUUAACUUUGGGUGACGGGUGUGCUGUCUCAGCGACAAGUGAAAAGUAUCUAACAGAGAUAUUUGGUGCCAGAGAAGUGGAGUUGUUGCUGUGGCAUCACCUGGCCAUGUGGCUCAAGAGCCUUUGGAGCUGGCUCGUGGGAAGGGGGAGAUGAGGAAAGAUUUGGAGACGUCAGCUGAAAAGCAGGGCUGGAAGGCGUCAGGCUGCUCUCUAUGGGAGAUCUGCUCAGAGCUCAGAAGGGCAGAAGGUCGGUAACGACCCAGCUCAGGAGGUUCCUACGGGGAAGAAGACUGUGUUGACUGCUGGACUCCCGAGGAUGUGUGCUAUGCCUUGGCAGAAAGCUUGUCUGUGGUUUGUUUAUGUGCAAAGACAUUUCCUGAGACUGAGAUUUAGGGGUGGUGGACUAAUCUUGCAGAGGAAAUUUCAAGGCAGUUAAAUACUGAGGCAGCAGUAUGGCUCUUGUUGGGGGCUUUUAGCCAGAUCAAGAACAAAGAGAAUCAAGAGCAAAGAGCCCAGCAGAAUGAUUUAAAAUGUUUUGAGUUUUGCCAAAAAGGAAGCUUCAGUGAAGCUAUGGGCUUCAAAAUAGAGCAGAGGAGAUCUUGCUUGCUGGGAAGGACCAGGAGAAUAGAAAAAUGGCCUGAGUGGAUCACUGGAAGUCUCAGAGUUGUAAAGGUGAAAGACUUUGCUUCGAGAAGAAAGCCCCAGAGCACCAUGUUCCAGAAUAGCAGGGGCUUAGGGAAGCUGUUCCUCUGUUUGAUUCAUAGGCACUGGCCCCGUACAGCCAAGAGAGAAGGAAGCCUGGCUCCAGGUCAAGCUGGCAGCCGACCUUGGUAUCAUCCACAAGGUU